Molecule: messenger RNA, 888 nt
Organism: Ostreobium quekettii
Lineage: Eukaryota; Viridiplantae; Chlorophyta; Ulvophyceae; Bryopsidales; Ostreobiaceae
Source: the annotation of a GenBank genome assembly
AUGCAGCGCGAGUCAGAGAAGCAGCCCGUCGGGCGGGGGCCCAUGGCGGAGAUCGAGUUCUGGCGGCGGCGCAACGCGGUGCUGUCCAGCCUGUGCGAGCAGCUGCACCUGGGCAAGGUGCGCGCCGUGGUGGCGGCGGUGGAGGCCGGCAGCAGCGACAAGAACCUGCUCUCCAGCUUCACGACGCAGGUGGGUGAGCUGAACAAGCUCACUGUGGAGGCCACGGACAACGUCAAGUUCCUGACCACCUUAGAGCGCCAUUUCAAAAAUAUCCAUGCAGGCCGCCUGGCGGGAAUCCUGGACACGCUGCCGCCCAUGAUGAACGCACUGAGGAUGGUGUGGAUCAUAUCACGCCACUACAGUGACGAUGUGCGGAUGGGCAACCUGUUCCAGAGAAUCGCCUGGGAGGUGGCCGAUCGGGCAGAACGGGCGAUUGACUUGAAACGGCUGUUCAAGAUGCCACCACAGGAGGCGGUGGACAUCAUCAAGACAGCGUGCAGUGUGUUGGAGCACUGGUACCUUGUGUAUAUGCAGGUGAGGGAAAAGAUUGAGAUGUCGGGACGGGACGCCCGGUGGGAGUUUCCCAAGAACCUACUGUUCCAAAAGACGAAUUACAUGGCGGACAUAUGCAGAGACCUGGCAGAGAUGGUGGAGGUGGUUGACGACUUCUUCAAGUUCCUGGGGCCGGAGCUGAAGGCAGUCACGGGGGACACCCAGGGCAUCGACAGGGUCAUCCAGAGUGUGCAUGCCAUGGUGGAGCCGAUUGAGAAUCUUCCCUUCAACGUUUUUGACCAGGCGAACAACGAGCAGUGGUUGAAGGUCAAGACCCAGGUCGCCAAUGACAAUGAAGGCAUAAAGAAGGCCACAAGGUGCGUUGACAUGCCUUAG